ACAACAAGCCAUCAAACCAAAUACGGAUAAAGCCCCAAAAUUGUUCUAGAAAUGUAAUGUUGGUUUUCAUAUUUGGUUUUAUAUGAGCUUUUUGUGAGUUGGACUCUUGAUUGUUCUGGUCAUCUCGAUGUGAGUUGGAAUGAUGAUUAAUGAUAACUUAUGGUGAUCCUACAGUGAAUCAACAUGUGUACAAGCUGCGGGAAGUCGAACUAUACAACAUACGAGUUUAAGCCUCCUAUUAGGAGUUUGCAGGAGCCAGGAAAUGAAAGUCAGGGGAGUGGAAAUAGCCAUAUUGCACGAAAGGGAAUGUCCAAGAUAAAUCCCGACGGGUGGAGCUUGGUGUACACAAAAGUUGUACACAAUAGUCUGCCACAGACAACUCAUCUCCGGACAUACAAUUUAUUUGCACUGGACAGACACGUGUACAACUUUUGUGUACACCAAACAUUUUUCAAAUCCCGAUUCGGAUUGCAAUGUGACUGUUUGUGAAUGGGUAUUGUUUUAUUUUUCUCACUUAUGUAUGAGUAAAUAAAUAACUUAUUACUACGUAUUACUCCGUAUACUAAACGGGGUAUGUUAUCGGUACUUUUUAAAACUUAUUCCGAUUUGUCGUCCUAACAUCUAAUAUUUC
Messenger RNA from Cuscuta epithymum, 631 nucleotides. The record is from the annotation of a GenBank genome assembly. NCBI's taxonomy places the organism in Eukaryota, Viridiplantae, Streptophyta, Magnoliopsida, Solanales, Convolvulaceae.